AAAAAAAAAAAAAAUUCAGUAGCAUAUUUCCUCUGAUUUUUAAGAAAAGGUUGAAGGAAAAUGGCGGACGAGCUCUUCGAUGACAUAAUCUCAGAGUUCAAGGAAACGUUUAGCCUCUUCGAUAAGGAUGGUGAUGGUUUCAUCAGCAUGAAAGAGCUUGGGACCGUGAUGGCGUCUUCGGGGCAAAACCCAACAGAAGCCGAGCUCCAAGACAUGAUCAAUGAAGUUGAUGCAGACGGGAACGGGAAAAUAGAUUUCCCGGAGUUCCUGAACCUGAUGGCAAGGAAAAUGAAGGACACUACUGAUUCAGAGGAAGAGCUCAAGGAAGCCUUUAAGGCUUUUGAUAAAGACCAGAAUGGUUUUAUAUCUGCAGCAGACCUUCGUCAUGUGAUGACAAAUCUUGGGGAGAAUUUUACUGAUGAGGUAGUUGAUGAGAUGAUCCGCAAAGCUGGUGUUGAUGGCGAUGGUCAGAUCAAGUAUGAUGAUUUCGUUAAAUUCAUGAAUGCUAUUUGAAAAAAUUUGUGUUUAUUUAUAUGUUGUUUCUUUGUGUGGUUGAAAAAUACACAGACGUCCGAUUUUUAAACGGUAAAAUAUUGGUUUCUUUUUUGUUUUCUGAUCAAAUCGGA
Molecule: messenger RNA, 626 nt
Organism: Eutrema salsugineum
Lineage: Eukaryota; Viridiplantae; Streptophyta; Magnoliopsida; Brassicales; Brassicaceae
Product: calmodulin
Exons: 2
Coding region: 61-513 (150 amino acids)
Molecular function (GO): enzyme regulator activity; calcium ion binding
Source: RefSeq, a predicted model, not a curated record